AUGGCUGAGUUAUGGGGUCUCUUUGAAGGCAUCAAACUUGCUAGCAUGUUAGGUUUUAAAAAGGUCGAGGUUAAUGUGGAUUCCAACUUGGUAGUAAAUGCUGUUGAGAGAGGUGGUGCUUAUAUGAGGGAAAGUUUGGCCAUCAUUAGGCAAAUUCAGAGGAUGACUUUUUUUAAGGAAGUUCGGUUGGUUCACUCCUAUAAGGAAGCUAAUAGAUGUGUGAACGCCCUUGUCAAUACAGGGUGUAGUUUCAGUCCUAGUUUUGUAGUCUUUGACUCAAUGCCAGACUUUUUAAUGAGUCUCUUAGAUGCAGAUGCUAGAGAUCUUUUGACCGCUAGAUUAAUGUGUGUUGUUCGUUUCUUUUUCGGGCCCAAGGCCCUAUCCGUUACAAAAAAAAGUCUAGCGUUUACAUUCAAUUGGUCACUACUCAAACAUUUAAACCCAAAUCACACACACUUUUCAGUAUAG
Messenger RNA from Lathyrus sativus (Indian pea), 468 nucleotides. The record is from the annotation of a GenBank genome assembly. Lineage: Eukaryota; Viridiplantae; Streptophyta; Magnoliopsida; Fabales; Fabaceae.